Molecule: messenger RNA, 1044 nt
Organism: Tuber melanosporum (Perigord truffle)
Lineage: Eukaryota; Fungi; Ascomycota; Pezizomycetes; Pezizales; Tuberaceae
Exons: 6
Coding region: 40-1044 (334 amino acids)
Molecular function (GO): hydrolase activity; zinc ion binding
Source: RefSeq, a predicted model, not a curated record
CAUUUCACCACGGUGAUACCACCUUAGAAAAUUACUACAAUGCUGAUUGGAAUCUGCGGCAGUCUCUGCGCUGGGAAAACCGAAGUAGCGAAAUACCUAGAGGCAAAACAUGGCUUCACCCUGAUUCGGAUGGAGGAGACCAGCGACAGCGAUAGCAGCGGCAGCUGCGCAUCAUGGACCGAUGGGGAGAAAAGCUACCCCUCGUCCAAGAGCCUACUAUCUUAUAUAACACAAAACUGGUCUAAACGGUUCGUUAUGUUGGGAAUGGGUUCGGUAGAGCUCAAGGUUCUAGAGACAUUCUUACGCCGGCCAUUCUUCUUACUAUUGAGCGUGGACGCACCGACAUUAGUUCGUUGGCAGCGAUAUCAAAAGAGGGUUGAUAGUUCAUCCCCGGAACGGUCACUCGAGUACUUCGUUCAGGAGUGCGACACAAACAUGUACCAUCCGGACCACGGUAUAUCACACCUCGUCCAAAAGUCUACGCUCCGCCUCCUAAACGCUUCGAACUCUCUCGAAAGCCUACACCAGAACCUCGACGCCCUAAAACUCGAGGACGAAUCCCGCCUACGGCCAAGCUGGGACGCUUACUUCAUACAACUUGCUUCCCUCGCCGCGUGCCGGAGUAAUUGCAUGAAGCGCCGCGUUGGGUGCGUGCUCGUCCGGGGGAAGCGCGUGAUAUCGACAGGUUAUAAUGGCACGCCGAGAAAUCUGGUGAAUUGCAAUGAGGGCGGAUGCAAGAGGUGUAAUAACGGAACUGAGGGGGGGGUUGGGCUCAUGACUUGCCUUUGUAUCCAUGCCGAGGAGAAUGCGUUAUUAGAAGCAGGUCGAGAGAGGGUCGGAGACGGGGCAACACUAUACUGUGAUACGUGUCCGUGCUUGACUUGUAGUAUUAAAAUUGUGCAGGUGGGCAUUACGGAAGUGGUUUAUAGUCAGGGGUAUAGUAUGGAUACUGAGUUCUUGAAGCUGGUGGGGUCGAACUUCGAAAAUUAUACCCUGCCAAAGAGGGAUUAUUAUGCGUUUAGGUUGGGUGUUUGGAAGCGGUGA